Labeo rohita (rohu) is the source of this 1297-nucleotide messenger RNA. RefSeq names its product serine/threonine/tyrosine interacting protein (gene styx). The record is from RefSeq and is a predicted model, not a curated record. The transcript has 11 exons. The coding region runs from base 161 to 835 and encodes 224 amino acids. Gene Ontology annotation, cellular component: nucleoplasm; cytoplasm. Gene Ontology annotation, biological process: negative regulation of protein binding; negative regulation of SCF-dependent proteasomal ubiquitin-dependent catabolic process; protein dephosphorylation. Gene Ontology annotation, molecular function: protein tyrosine/serine/threonine phosphatase activity; F-box domain binding. NCBI's taxonomy places the organism in Eukaryota, Metazoa, Chordata, Actinopteri, Cypriniformes, Cyprinidae.
GCGCUUGCGUGUCACGUGACUGCCCUGGGUGGAAGCAGCAUGGCGUGCGUGAGUGCGGAGCUCCUCCACAAACUCUACUUUAUUUGCACUUAGUUCGUCUUCACACUCAAUCCAUCAAAGGGGAGGUGAACGUAUUGAAAGCUGGAAUACCGCUCGCAGCAUGGACGAAGGGAAUAAACUCCAGUUCCCGUCCCUGCCCGCCGCCAAAGAAGAGCAGCUGGACUGGGCAUAUCCAAUGAGAAGGGAGAUGCAGGAAAUCCUCCCAGGCUUGUUUCUUGGCCCCUAUUCAGCUGCUAUGAAGAGUAAGCUCUCAAUGCUAGAGAAGCAGGGGAUAACUCACAUUGUGUGUGUCAGACAAGACAUUGAGGCCAACUUUAUAAAACCAAACUUCCCCCAUAAAUUUAGGUACCUAGUUUUAGAUAUAGCAGAUAACCCUGUGGAAAAUAUUAUUAGAUAUUUCCCAAUGACUAAAGAAUUUAUUGAUGGAUGUUUAGAGACGGGGGGAAAGGUACUUGUUCAUGGAAAUGCAGGGAUAUCAAGAAGCGCUGCCUUAGUUAUUGCCUACCUUAUGGAGACAUUUGGUGUGAAAUACAGGGAUGCCUUUAGUCAUGUACAGGAGAGACGAUUUUGCAUUAAUCCUAAUGUAGGCUUUGUUCAUCAGCUACAGGAAUAUGAAGCAAUAUAUCUUGCAAAGCUUACCAUCAAGAUGAUGUCACCCAUUCAGCUGGGCAGGUCUUUCUCCAUCCAAGCUGGGAUGCCAGGAAGCCUAAAGCGGACACUAGAAGAGGACGAAGAUUUCGGGAGUAUGCAAGUUACAGCAGCACAAAAUGGAUAGGCUUUACUAAAAAAAAAAAAAAAAAAGAAGUGCUUAACCACAGUGGACUUUUCUUUUUACAUUUUUAUUGGGAUUAAAAAUGUAAAUAUUUGUACAGGGGUUGGGAGGGAGAGACUGCUCCUCGUGACCCUUGGGGCUGGGGAAGAUUUGAUAUUUUUUUUGUUUUCCUUUUUGAGCUGUAUGCACUGAAAUUUUUUGCAGUUUUAUAGUAUUUAAAGCAUUUUGCAUUUGCAGCGGGACAGUAUUGCAAUAAUGCACUUUUGAUACUUGAAUUACUGUUACUUUGUUGGACGGAUUUGGGUUGGGACGGGAGGGGAUCGAAGAUCGGCACUGUCACUGCCGUAGAAACGAUAAGAGGAUGAAUCAGUCUUUAUGUGGGGAAUGAAUUCAGACUGUGAUACGGAAAGACGCAUUUGCCAUAGAAUUAACAUCCCACUGCUCAAUAAAAGAUGGCUACUUACA